Messenger RNA from Gracilinanus agilis (Agile Gracile Mouse Opossum), 1964 nucleotides. RefSeq names its product zinc finger protein 883-like. The transcript has 5 exons. Bases 1 to 1854 code for a protein of 617 amino acids. The record is from RefSeq and is a predicted model, not a curated record. Lineage: Eukaryota; Metazoa; Chordata; Mammalia; Didelphimorphia; Didelphidae. Gene Ontology annotation, biological process: regulation of DNA-templated transcription.
AUGCCUCUGGCUUUCCUCUGUCACCAGCGAUCUGCUCAGCCGCAGGUCAGGAUGAAGGAGCAGCACUGGCGGGGCCAUGAACUGUUUUACACGGAGAAGGAGUGCCUGGCUGCCCACCCCGCCUCACACACUUCCUGGCAGGCUGGCACCGGCCAGAACCUUCAGAGGCUUCAGAAAAGGGGUCGGAGGGGCGCUCAGGGACUAAAGGGCCGAACGAACCCCUCAGACUCCCGAGCUGGCUCAGGUGAAGGACUAGAGCCAAGUACCCGCUCUUGGAGCCCGCAUUUAGGACGGGAAGCCCAACUCACCUGGGCGGGGGCUGCCAGGAGCGCCGAAGCCAUCGCUCCUUCCUCCUCUGUUCUCAGGGGGCCCUUAGCUGGGGGUGAGAAAGAAAAACGACUGACAUUCAAGGAUGUGGCUGUUGACUUCACUCAGGAGGAGUGGAAGCAGCUAAACACUGCUCAGAGGGAUCUAUACAGAGAUGUGAUGCUGGAAAACUAUAAGAACCUGGUCUUACUUGGACUCCUUGUUUUUCAACCAGAAGUGAUCCACCAGUUGGAGGAUGGCGAAGUCCCAUGGAUACCAGAGGGAGAACUCUCAAGAAGUCCUCAUUCAGGUUCUUUCAUUCGGGAGAUGUGGUAUGAAACAGAGUCACUUCCAAUCCAGGACAUUUCUAUGGGAGAGUCAUCCAAGGAAGGACUUGCAAAGGAUAAUCCUAGGGAUUGCAGAUUGACAGGAGUCUGGGAAUGUGAUAACAGGAAAACCUCACUAUGGAAGCAUGACAAUAUCCAUUCUCAAGAGAAACCCUUUGUAUGUAAUGAAUGUGGGAAGGCCUUCAUAGAAAGAGGAAGACUAACAGAACAUAAGAAAAUUCACACAGGAGAGAAACCCUUUGAAUGCAAUGAGUGUGGGAAGACCUUCUGCUACCCAUCAAAACUCACUCUCCAUAAGAGGAUUCAUACUGGAGAAAAACCAUUUAAAUGUAACGAGUGUGGGAAAGCCUUCAUAGACAAAGGAAGACUUACUGGACAUAAGAAAAUUCACACAGGAGAGAAACCUUUUGAAUGUAAUGAAUGUGGGAAGGCUUUCUGCUACCGAUCAAGUCUUAUUGGACACAAGAGAAUUCACACUGGAGAGAAACCUUUUGAAUGUAAUGAAUGUGGAAAGGCCUUCUGCUACCCCUCAAGUCUUACUCUCCAUAAGAGAAUUCACACUAGAGAGAAACUCUUUGAAUGUAAUGAGUGUGGGAAAGCUUUCUGCUACCCAUCAAAGUUGAUUUUCCAUAAGAGAAUUCAUACUGGAGAGAAACCCUUUGAAUGUAAUGAAUGUGGGAAAGCCUUUAUAGACAAAGGAAGGCUUACUAAACAUAAGAAAAUUCACAUAGGAGAAAAGCCCUUUGAAUGUAAUGAGUGUGGAAAGGCUUUCUCCUACCCAUCAAAACUUACUCUCCAUAUGAGAAUUCAUACUGGAGAGAAACCCUUUGAAUGUAAUGAGUGUGGGAAAGCCUUCAACUGCAAAGCAAGUCUUACUAAACACAAAUUAAUUCAUACGGGAGAAAAGCCCUUUGAAUGUAGUGAAUGUGGGAGAAACUUCAGGCAAACUUCAGCACUUCGGAAGCAUCGGAAACUUCACACCGGAGCUAAUCUACACAAGAUAUUUCAUACCGGGGAGAAGCCCUUUGAGUGUAAUGAGUGUGAUAAGGCCUUCAAACACAAAGCAAAUCUUACAGAACACAAGUUAAUUCACACUGGAGAGAAGCCCUUUGAAUGUAAUGAAUGUGGGAGAGGUUUUCGGCGACGUUCAUUACUUAGGAGGCAUCAGAGACUUCAUAAUAAAGAAACUGUAUUACGUUAAUGAAUGUGGGAAGGCAGUGGAAUCUUUCUCCAUCAGGGAAAAACCCUUUGAAUGUAAUGACUCUGGAAAGCCUGUAGCACCAGCUUCUCCCCUAGUCACCAUCAGAAUUC